AUGGCCGACUCUGCCAACCACCACGCAAGCUCGGCGCGCCUCGCCGACUCGUCGUACCUCUCGCCCUACUCGCGCGCGGGCGCCCCCGGGCCUCACCCCAACGGCGACGCCUACGCCCCUCUGCGCGCCCGGGCCCUGGCCACGCUCGAGGCCAUGGGCUUCGACCCCAAGACCAUGGUCGAGCACGGCGUGCUCUGGGCCGAGCACCAGGACCCCUACGGCCACGUCAUGCACGCCCAGUACAUGAGCUACCUGGGCGCCUGCUUCUGGCGCAUCAUGGAGAGCUACGACGAGUUUUUGACCAAGGCAGAGUGCGAUGGCAUGAUUCACGCAAAGACGGUCAUCCCCGCCGUGCGCAAGUACGAGCUCGACAUUCGCCGCCAGGUCAAGUACCCCGACGCGGUCAUUGCCGCGUACCGCCAGGAAAAGAUUGAGCCCACGCGCAACAGCGGCACCACGGUGCUCUUUUCGCUCAAGCAGCAGGCCAUUGUCGCCGAGGUCAAGGGCUCGACGACGUACAUGGACGUCAAGACGGGUCGUCCGGUCGACAUCCGCACGCUGGGCGGCGGAUUCCCGGCCUUGUUUGAGGGCUUUACCAAGAAGGCGGAGCGGGCGAGGGCCUUGAAGGAGAAGUGGGACUGCGAGCAUCCCAAGCCUCCCAAGCGCGAGGACUCGAAGAUUUGA
Messenger RNA from Hirsutella rhossiliensis, 684 nucleotides. Its product is annotated as thioesterase-like superfamily domain-containing protein. Bases 1 to 684 code for a protein of 227 amino acids. NCBI's taxonomy places the organism in Eukaryota, Fungi, Ascomycota, Sordariomycetes, Hypocreales, Ophiocordycipitaceae. The record is from RefSeq and is a predicted model, not a curated record. The transcript has 2 exons.